This is a messenger RNA of Lampris incognitus (smalleye Pacific opah), 882 nucleotides long. It is a transcript of the gene ntmt2, whose product is annotated as N-terminal Xaa-Pro-Lys N-methyltransferase. The record is from RefSeq and is a predicted model, not a curated record. Bases 1 to 882 code for a protein of 293 amino acids. Gene Ontology annotation, cellular component: cytoplasm. The transcript has 4 exons. Gene Ontology annotation, biological process: N-terminal protein amino acid methylation. Gene Ontology annotation, molecular function: N-terminal protein N-methyltransferase activity. NCBI's taxonomy places the organism in Eukaryota, Metazoa, Chordata, Actinopteri, Lampriformes, Lampridae.
AUGGAGAUUUCAAUUACUGAUCACAGCUGUAGCUCAUCGGGCAACUUUAAGUACAAGGGCGCCCACCUAGCGUUCAGGGAUCGCUGGAAGAAAACAGAUGACACCAUGUGUCGCCACAGCAUGUCCUUCCAUCUGCACCAUACACUGAGGAAUGAAUUCUUUGCCAGCUAUCUCUACCUGCUGGAGCAGAUCCCCCUGGUCAAGCUGUUUCCGGUCACCUGUGAGUACAUCCAAGGUGAGAAACAGUUCUACUACCGGGCUCAGCAGUUUUACGAGGAUGUCCCGGCCUCAGAGGAGGGCAUGAUGGGAGAUUUUGUGGAGAUUUCCAACGUUGAUCUGGAGGGUUCGAGACAGUUCCUACAGAGGUUUGUGGGCCCUGGUAAGGCUGGUACGCAUUGUGCUCUGGACUGCGGGUCUGGGAUUGGCCGCGUGUCAAAGGGUGUUCUCCUGCCCAUGUUUGAGAAAAUGGAGCUGGCAGACAUGAUGGAACACUUCCUGCUCUAUGCACACGAGGAGUACCUGGGCGAUGACGCCGACCGCAUCGAAACCUACUACUGUUACAAUCUGCAAGAAUUCACACCUCCGCCCAAGAAGUACGAUGUCAUCUGGAUACAGUGGGUUGCAUGUCAUCUAACAGACAAGGACCUGUUGAACUUUCUGAUUCGCUGUAAGAACAGCCUGCGUCCCAAUGGCGUCAUCGUCAUGAAGGACAACAUGGCGCGACAGGGCUGCAGGCUGGAUCCAAUCGACAGCAGCAUCAUCCGCCACUUGGACAUCAUGAGGGACAUCAUCUUAAAGGCCAGGCUGGAAGUGCUGGCCAUCGAGAAGCAGGAAGGCUUCCCUGAGGCCAAUGUCCCGGUCUGGAUGAUUGCCAUGCAAUAA